AAUUAACAAAACAGAAUAUGUUAAACUUUAAUAGAUAAAGAACACAAUACCAACAACUUAUUUGUUUAUUGGCAUCAAAUUUUUUGAGUGAUAUUCAUGUCCUUAUUAAAAAAAAGUAUAAACCUAAAUUCCCGUAAAGUAAAAGCACAAAUAUAUUGAAAUAUUAACUCUAAACUGAAUCAUAAUUUACCCACUUUCUUAAAAAAAUAAAAUUAUAAAAAACACAACAAAUUGAGUACUAACAAGAUUAGAAAAGGUUGGGUUGGAUCUUAUAUAUGGAAAAGCAUCCACUGAAUAGAACAAGAAAACCAAAUUUAAUAUAAUUUAGACUUUAACUAAACAAACUUGCAAUUAAUCAGAUCCCCACAAAGUUUGUAACUUCUUCUGUUUUUCAUUAUAUGAAUGUUUUUAAGAAUCUUUUGAAAACUUUAAUAUCCCCAAACAUUUGAUUGUCACGCAGACGCAAAAUUAAAGAUUGUUCACUAACUCAUGGGUUAUGUUUCCAUUAAAUUAAGGGAUCAACCUUGUUGUUUGAUUAUUCUCUAUCAUUUAACGGAAACAUUGAAUUAAGUUUAGCAAUUUUCAUGCAUAAGAGACUUAAAUAUAAAAGUUAUGGAAAAUGUUGAAGAAAUAAGACGAAACUAUAAGCAUAAAAUAAUUUUAAUGUAACAAAAAAUGAAUCUUUAGGUAGAUUUAUUAACUUCAAAUAACAACAAACUAUCUAAAAAUUUUAAUUUGUUAAACUAUAAUAAAUAAAAUACUAAAUAAACUAAUCUUGAAUUAAAAACAUGACAUUUAAUUAUUAACAACAAAUUUUCAUCACACUAGAUUUAAAAUUUUCUUUCUAUUUAUCCCAACCACACCAAAUAAAAAACCAUCUUAAAUCCAUUAAUUCUAUAGAUGUCAAUAGUAGGGAUUAUUAGUGUAAUUUUAUAUUUAUUGAUAUUGUUUUAAAUAUAAUAUAUAUCCUCAAAUAAUGUUUUAAUCCAACUAUGUCCAUUAAAUCCUAAUAUAGAUAAGUUAAACUAUUUAUAUAUAGCAUUGAGAGGUCCCUACUCUCAUCUUGUGAUUUACACAUCUCUUUAGUUCUCACAGAUAUCAAAAGAUUAAUAUAAAGACAUAUAUACUUUACUCGUGCCAGGUAUGAGAUUUUCAAAUAAGUUCACAUUAUUCAUCUCUAACAUCAUGCUAUAAUAUGUGUCUAUUUUUAUGAUGUUUAGAAUUAUAGUUUAUCAAUUUCAUCAUAACAUUGAUUAUAUAUAUAUAUAUAUAUAUUUCUGAGAAAAUUAAAAUUGCAUAUUUAUAUAAGUAUACAUUGUUUUGUCUUAUUAUUUAAUACUAAAAAACAUAACCUAUUAUUUAAGCGGACCGGUGCUACUACAUAGAUGGCAAGGAAGGCAAUUAAAAGACGUGGCCAUAAAAUUGUCCUCCUUUUAAAAAAAAUAUAAAUACAAGGUUAAAAAAUAACAAAUAAUUUAGAUAGUUCCAAAUGGUUGCAUUAUCUAUAAAAAAAAAUCUACUUAAAAAUAAAUGUCCGGGAGUCUUAGGAGGUCAAUCAAAUCACACGGAUUAUAAAAAUGUAAACCUAUUUUUAAAAAAUAACAAAUAAUUUAGAGAGCUCCAAAUGGUAAUAUUAUCUAUAAAAAUCUAGAAAAAAAAUAGGUGACUAGGAAGUCAACUAAAACAUAUUGGUUACAUCAAUUUUCCUCUUUUAAACAUAUAGGCAUACUAUUAGAAAACUAACAAAUAAUUCAGAGAAUUCCAAGUGGUCAUAUUAUCUAUAAAAUAAAGCAGGGGACAAUGAAGUCAGUUUAAGAAAUUAAUUAUAUAAAUUUCCCCUCUUUUACAAUAUAAAUCUGUUUUUAAAAAAUAACAAAUAAUUUAUAGAAUUCUUAUCAUCCAUAAAGUCAAGCAAAUAACAUUAUCUUCAUUUAUUUUUUAAUCCCUAAAUUAAAUAAUUCACUAAAAUAUCUCAAUUAAAUCAUUGAUUCUCUAUCAUUAGCAAACAACCAAAACUAGACAAUGCACCACCAAACCUACUCACUAUUAAUACUCUCUCAUUAGCAUUUCAUCAAACACUUGCAUUCAAUCCUCUAAAAGCAUUUCAUCAAACACUUGGCUUUCACUUUUGAGAACCAUUCAUUCAAUUUGAAUUUGAUUCUCAAAAGCAUUUUAUCUAACAAUUUUCUUUCAAAUCAUAUCAUAAAAAAACUAACCAUAUUUUGAAAUCUUAUAACAAUAAUAUAAAGCACAUACCUUGUUUUUUUGGCUGCAAUUUUCUCAGAGGCAUUUCAUCAAACACCAUGGCAGCGAUGCUGAAGCUCUUCAUCGUCAUCGUCCUGCAGCUCACCAUCUCCUGCAACUCCGAGCAACUCCCCAUCAACGUGUGGCCAAUCCCAACCUCCGUCUCAUGGCCAUCACCCAUGGCCGCUACCAUCUCCCCGGCGUUCCGAAUCUUCGCCCCUUUCACCAACAAGCACCUCCGCGUCGCUGUGAGGCGACACGCACGCCUCCUCUUCUCGGAGCACUACCACCCCAUCGUCCCCCCAUCUCUUCCCGUCUCCCCCAUCCCUCUCCUCUCCCUCACCCUCCACAUCACCGACAUCCACGCCCCUCUCCAUCACGGCGUUGACGAAUCCUACUCCCUCACCAUCUCCUCCACCAACGGCGUCGCUAAUCUCUCCUCCACCACCGUCUGGGGUGCCAUCCGCGGCCUCGAGUCCUUCUCCCAGCUCUCCUGGGGAAGCCCACCGUUGAUCGCCACCGAUCUCUACAUCCACGACCGACCGUUGUUCCCUCACCGUGGCCUCAUGCUCGACACAUCAAGGAACUACUACUCCGUGAAGGACAUCAUGCGCACCAUCGCCACCAUGGGUGCGAACAAGCUCAACGUUUUCCACUGGCACAUCACGGACUCCCACUCCUUCCCGCUGGUGCUCCCGUCGGAGCCCAACCUCGCGGCCGCCGGAUCGUACGGCCCCGACAUGCAGUACUCGCCGGAGGAUGUGAAGAAGAUCGUGGACUUCGCGAUGAGUUAUGGCGUCCGUAUCGUGCCUGAGUUCGAUACCCCUGGGCACUCUCUCUCCUGGGCCGGAGCGUACCCGGAAAUAGUCACGUGCGCGAACAAGUUCUGGCUCCCAAACGGGCUUAACGACUGGGCCCAUCGUCUCGCCGCGGAGCCCGGCACGGGCCAGCUCAACCCUCUCCACCCUCGCACGUACGAAGUCCUCCACAACGUCUUCCGCGACUCUGCUUCCCUUUUCCCAGAUCCCUUCUUCCACUCCGGCGCCGACGAGCUCACCCCAUUUUGCUGGUCCUCCGAUCCCUCGAUCCAAUCCUUCCUCUCCUCCGGCCAUAACUUAUCCCAACUCCUCCAGCGCUUCAUCUCCGACACCCACCCUUUCCUCAUCUCCCUCAACCGCACCGUCGUCUAUUGGGAGGACAUCCUUCUGGAUCCCACCAUCCAAGUCCCAUCUUCCCUUAUCCCUCCAUCCACCACCAUCCUCCAGACCUGGAACAACGGGAUCAACAACACCAAGCAGCUCGUCGGCGCUGGAUACCGCGUCAUCGUCUCGUCCUCGGAUUUCUACUACUUGGAUUGCGGGCAUGGGGAUUUUGUAGGGAAUGACAGCGCUUAUGAUGUGGUGAGUGAUUUGAAGACGAAUGGGGAGUCAUGGUGUGGUCCGUUCAAGACUUGGGAGAGGAUCUAUGAUUAUAAUAUUGUGGAGGGGUUGAAGGAGAAGGAGAAGGAGUUGGUGAUCGGAGGAGAGGUGGUGCUGUUUUCGGAGCAGGCGGAUGGGACGGUGCUGGAUGGGAGGGUGUGGCCAAGGACAGCAGCGUUGGCGGAGGCGAUGUGGAGUGGGAAUAGGGAUGAGAAGGGGAGGAGGAGGACGGGCAUGGUGACGGAUCGAUUGAUGGAUUGGAGGUAUAGGAUGGUGGGAAGAGGUGUGAGGGCGGAGCCAAUCCAACCUCUCUGGUGUAGAAGGAACCACGGGAUGUGCAAUGUGAAUGCUUAAUAAUCUGUGAUUUUUAUAUA
Molecule: messenger RNA, 4036 nt
Organism: Dioscorea cayenensis subsp. rotundata (Guinea yam)
Lineage: Eukaryota; Viridiplantae; Streptophyta; Magnoliopsida; Dioscoreales; Dioscoreaceae
Product: beta-hexosaminidase 2-like
Biological process (GO): carbohydrate metabolic process; glycosaminoglycan metabolic process
Cellular component (GO): membrane
Molecular function (GO): beta-N-acetylhexosaminidase activity
Source: RefSeq, a predicted model, not a curated record